Messenger RNA from Ictalurus furcatus (blue catfish), 4222 nucleotides. RefSeq names its product high affinity immunoglobulin gamma Fc receptor I-like. Lineage: Eukaryota; Metazoa; Chordata; Actinopteri; Siluriformes; Ictaluridae. Gene Ontology annotation, biological process: cell surface receptor signaling pathway. The record is from RefSeq and is a predicted model, not a curated record. The transcript is spliced from 5 exons. Gene Ontology annotation, molecular function: transmembrane signaling receptor activity. The coding region runs from base 1 to 747 and encodes 248 amino acids.
AUGUUGGACAGUUGGCGCUGGAUUUCUUCUCCCGCCGCAGCACCCAAAACGAGUCCGCGGUCCACAGGUGAAUCUCCUCCAGUGUCUCUGAUCAUCAAUCCCAGGAGAACUCAACACUUUACUGCUGACUCUCUCUCACUGAGCUGUGAGGACCAGAGUGACUCUACUGGAUGGACAGUGAGAGGAUACACACACAGUGAGGCAGUGUCUGAUUGUUCAUCAGUUUCAGGAUCUACAUGUAUCAGCUCCCUCUCUACAUCACACACUGAAGUUUACUGGUGUCAGUCUGAAUCUGGAGGACGCAGUAAUCCUGUCAACGUCACAGUGCACCAUGGUGAUGUGAUCCUGGAGAGUCCUGUCCAUCCUGUGACUGAGGGACAUCCUCUGACCUUACGCUGUUUAUAUCACAACUCAAGUAUCUCAGCUUCUGGUGUUGAUUUCUAUAAAGAUGGUUCAGUCCUGCAGAACAAGACUACAGGAGAGAUGACCAUCAGUACUGUCUCAAAGUCAGAUGAAGGUUUCUACCACUGUAAACACCCAGAGAGAGGAGAGUCACCGAAAAGCUGGGUUUCAGUCAGAGAUGGAAAAGCUCCACUGUCGGUACUGAAGCUCCUCAGCAGUGCAGUAGCGGCCUCUCCGUAUGUGCUGGUGACCAUCAUUCUGGCAGUGAAAUGUUACAGAGCUCGAACUGACCCUGAUGAGGACAACAAACCGUACAGAGUGAUAGAAGCUGAAGCGUCUGUCUGAGUCUCGGGUUUUUACAUUAUUUUAUCAUCUAGCUUUUAAAUAACAGCAGCUCCCCGUGCAACAGAGAACACAUUCGUGUAUGUGCUCUGUCAGUAAGUACAGUUUUAGUGAUGAGUGGCUGUGAUGUUUCUGUGAUUUUGGAUGAAAGCUUUAAAUUCUAAUCAUGUGUUAUGUUUUUUUGCAUUUAUUUCACUUUUUAACAGUCCCUCCAGGAUUUUGUGAUCACAGAAAUUAACACAAAAAUCAAAGAAACUCCACAAUAUUCAGAUUCAAUAUUCAACUUGCAAUCUUUCAAAAUUAGCUCAGAUUCUCCGCAGAUUUGGGCCAAGACGCAUCAUGUGACAUGCACAAUGUGCAUUCAGCCAAAGCCCUCUUCCAUUCAUGUUGAACAUGAGUACAGCAAAAAGGUCUCAUUUACCAACAAACAUCACUGUGAAAGACAGUGAAAAAUCCUGUAUAGACUGAUUUAAGCUUUACUUUGUAUUUUUGUUUUAGGUUAUAGUUUUUUUUAGGUAUAAGACUUCAUUUUUUAACUUAGGUGAUUCCUAGUCUUAAUGUAUGUAUCUGUAUUACUUGUAUGCAUUUAUUUUCAUUAUUUAAACUUUAUUUUGCAUUAUUGAUGUUUUUUAAGCUAUAUGACUUUUACUUUGUUUAAAUUGAAUAUUAUUUUUGAUUCUGUAACCAGCAUUUACUCAAUGUAGCAUUUGCUCAGGGAUAAAUAUGCAGUAUGGGUUGAUGCAGUGUAAUAUUUGUAAUUAAAUAGAGUAAGACUAGUAAUAUUUUAUGAAGUAAAUACUUGGGCAGAUAAGUUUUGUUUAGAAUUCUUUUUCUAAAGGGAAUGAAGUGUGCUUUUGUUCUGAUACAUUUUUAAUAAAACAAUAAAGUCUGUUAUAAAAAAAAAGGUUUCAGUUUUUACUAAAUAACCAUUAUAUAUAAUGGUAUAAUAAUAAAAUUAUUACAUCUACAUUAUUACAUAUAGAUUCAGAAAUCCUAAAGGCAUUUAAUACUAUUCUCACAUUCAGCACACAGUCAACCACAUCACAUCAAUAUACAGAUUUUUUAUUUUUUACUUGUUUUAAAAAAUGGAUCUAUCUGCACUUGCAUCGGACUCCAACUCAAUUACUUGACACAUGAUAUUAAUUUCUCAUUGCCACAAUCUAGUAAUAAUGAAAUAGUAAUAUAAUGAAAAAUUCACUGAACAGCACUCAUAACACUCCCUUACCUUUAAGAUGGAAAGCCCACAAUGGACAUGAUGCAAUGAAACAUCAGGAUAGUGAAAUUCUGUAAGUAAAAAAAUAAAAUUAUAUACAUUUAUAUAUACAUACACACACAUUAUUUUCAAUAAAUAUAUUUCCAAUGAGCCUAUUCACAUGAAAUUCUCCAGACAUCAAUAUUAUACAGUGGGGAAAAUAAGUAUUGGAUGCAUCAACAUUUUUUUCAGUAAAUAUAUUUCCAAUCAGGUUGUUCACAUGAAAUCUUCACCAGACUUUGGUAUUAACUCAAGAAAUCUGGAAAUAUAAAGAAUUCUCAACAUUAAAAUCCAUGAAUAAAUUUAUGUAUAAUAAAGUGUAAUGACACGGGGAAAAAAGUAUUGAACACGCCAAGAAAAAGCAGUUCUCAAAGGCAAGGUAAGGCAAGGAACCAGCUGAAAUCCAUAAUUAAUUAUACCUCCUAUCUGUGCAAAUUAAUAUCAGCUGGUUUAGUAAAUUGAUGGUCUAUAAAAAGGCUUUUCGUUACCAAGGUGUCACACAAGAAACAUCUCAUGAUGGGUAAAAGCAAAGAGCUCUCCCAAGACCUUCGCAACCUUAUUGUUGCAAAACAUAUUGAUGGAAUCGGAUACAGACGCAUUUCAAAACUUCUGAAUCCUCCAUUAAGCACCAUUGGGGCCAUUAUCCGCAAGUGGAAGUAACAUCACUCCGUCAUCAACUGGCCAGGCACAGGAGCUCCUCGCUAGAUUUCUGAUCAGGGAGUCAGAAGAAUAGUCAGAAGAGUAGCCCAAGAGCCAAGGACCACUCAGAAAGAGCUCCAGAAACACUUAGAGGCACCAGGUGCCAUCGUCACAAUGAAAACAAUAGGCAAUGCACGCCACUGCUCUUGCAAUUAAUUAGCUAGCAAGCUAAAAUAUUUGUGGACUGUCGCAAGCUAUAUUAUAUUAUAUUAUGCUACCUCCUUCUGAGUACAUGUUUGAUAUUUUUUACUCUCCCUCUCUGACCAGCAAUGCAAAAUAGUCUGCUGGGCAGCAGUCACUCAAGCCCCUGCCCCUUUUGUCUCAAAAUGUAAUCCUCAUUAUACAUUUCCUGUCAGUCAGUAGUUACCUACAUAAAACCAGUUAGUUUUGUUUGUAUUUUGUUACUGCUACUUUUCUGUACAGAUUGUGUUGUGCUCUGAGUGAAUGUGGGGAGAGUCGGGCUUCCAGGUUGCUGCACUGCGUUGAUUAAACAAAGCGCGCGCUCAGAACAGUGACUACGUUCACAUGGACAGCAGUAAUCUAAUUAUUGACCUUACUCUGAGUAAGAUAAUAAUGUGAUUAAGGUGUUUACAUGAGUCGCUUUUAGAAUACUCCUGUCAUGUUCCCGUUUUACAUGUUAUAGAACAUAAUUAGAUUAACAGCACACGUCAUUACGUCACCGCGCCACGCCGUCCGACGUCCCUCCAGAAUUUCACGUAUCAACAUACAGUUGGUCUUCGUUAUGGUACCGUGUACAGUUUUGCAUGUUUUUAUUUAUUCUUUUUAGGAACGCUUUAAGUGCAGUUAAUUAUUUGUCAUGCUGUACGUGCUAAUAGACAACUGCUUGAAGCGGUGGGUGUGUCCCAAACCACGUACUUACCGUCUAUAUAGUAGCCGAGAUACAUGUAUUUUUCCCCACUACAGGCCUAUAGUAGGAAAGUAUGCGAUGUGGGACACAACCGAACUCUCUUGUUCACCGUAAAACGUAAAACUGCCGUGUGUGAUCGUGUCCUGUCGCAAAAUGCGGUGAAAACUCUCACACGACGUUCAUAAUGUGAUUAAGGUGUUUACAUGUCACUACUACACGUCCAUAAUGCGACUAUAACAGGAGUACUCCACCUGUCUUAAUUAGAUUAUUGCUUACUUCGAUUAUGACCUUAAUUACAUUAAGGUAAGUAAAAAUUGCUGUUUACAUGGUAGUUUCUUAAUCAAAGUAUGGUCUUAAUCGGAUUAAGAGUGGAUUAUUGUUGUCCAUGUAAACGCAGCUAUUGUUUAUGAAGAGUCAGGUCAGCUGGCACAUGCGCAGUGCAAUCGGGAAGCCGAUUGAACCAUUUAUGUGAUUUAAAGGGGGUUCCGGGGUUCGGUAAUUUUAAAUACCGGGGUGAAAGAAACAGUAAAUUAUUAUGGCCUAUUGUUGUUGGUAUUUAGAUUUUUAUUAUUAUUUGUUAUUUAAUUAAUGAGCCAUAAUGAACAGGUGAAGUUGAUCGAGAAAGGUUUUAGAGGUAAGUAAUAGAGGUACUUUGACAU